CCCCCACCUUCACUAGAACCUCAGUAGCUGUAGUUCUGAGUCCUGCCUUGUGGCGGCGCUCGAUCCUCGGCGCAGGCGACACUCUGGACGCGUAACCAUGGUGACGCCGGCAUUCAACUUCAACGUGGGCGUCCUCGGUCACAUCGACAGCGGCAAGACGUCGCUGGCGCGCGCGCUCAGCACCGUCGCCAGCACCGCCUCCUUCGACAAGAACCCGCAGAGCAGGGAGAGGGGCAUCACCCUCGACCUCGGCUUCUCCUGCUUCAGCGUGCCCCUCCCUGAGCACCUCCGCACGACGACCGAGGAGGCGGAGGAGGAGGAGGAGGGGAUGAUGCAGGUGACGCUCGUCGACUGCCCCGGCCACGCGUCGCUGAUUCGCACGAUCAUAGGGGGCGCUCAGAUCAUCGACCUCAUGCUCCUCGUCGUCGACGUCACGAAGGGCGUGCAGACGCAGACGGCAGAGUGCCUCGUGCUGGGCCGCGUCGUCUGCCGGCGCAUGCUCGUCGCGCUCAACAAGGUGGACCUGCUGCCGACGGAGACGCGGGAGCGCACGGUGGAGCGCGCGCGUCGCAAGCUGCGCGCCACUCUCCGCGCGAUGGGGUACGACGACGACACAGCGAUGGUCGCCGUCUCCGCGCGCCCCGGCGGUCCGGACGCCGCGACGCCCGCGGAGGGAGUCGACGAGCUGGUGGCGCUGCUGCGGCGGAGCGCGCACCGGCCCGCUCGCGCCUCCACCGCCGCCGCCGGUCCGUUCGUGUUCGCCGUCGACCACUGCUUCGCGAUGCGCGGGCAGGGCACGGUGAUGACGGGCACGGUGCUGCGCGGCGCCGUGGCGACGAACGACGUCGUCGAGAUCCCCGCGCUCGGCGGAGCGACGCGCCGCGUCAAGUCGAUGCAGAUGUUCCGGCGUCCCGUCGAUCGCGCGGCGCAGGGCGACCGCGUCGGCGUCUGCGUGACGCAGUUCGACCCGCGCCUGCUCGAGCGCGGCCUCGCGGCGACGCCCGGCUCGCUGCCGACCCUCUCUGCCGCCGUCGCUUUCGUCGCGCGCAUACCCUACUACAAGGGGCGCUGCGGCACGCGCGCGAAGAUGCACGUCAGUCUCGGGCACGCCACCGUCAUGGCGCGCGUGUCGUAUUUCGCGCGUGCCGACGCGCCGCCCGACGACGCCGAUCCCGACGCGUUUGACUUCUCCGCCGAUUACCUCUACCAGGACGAGCUCCCCGACGCGAAAUCCGACGAGAAUGGCGGCGGCGGCGGCGGCGAAUCGGAGGCGAGCGUCGUCGCCGCGGCGACAGGCCGGCAGUUCGCGCUGCUCGAGUUUGAGCACCCGGUGACGUGCGUUCGCGACUCGAUCGUGAUCGGCUCGCGGCUCGACGCCGACGCGCACGCCAAUGCGUGCCGCCUCGCGUUCCACGGCCGCGUCGUUGCCGCGGCGACCGACGCGGGCUACGCGGCGACGCUGCUGCCGCGGCUGCGCGUCUACAAGGAGAAGGCGCGCGAGGGCAUCGCGGAGCGAGUCGCCGACGCUUACACCGUCGUCGGACGCGCGCUGUUCAAGCGCGAGAGCAAUGUGAAUCGAUUCGUCGGCCUGAAGGUGGCGCUGUCGACCGGAGAGGAUGGCGUCAUCGAGGGCGGGUUCGGGCAGAGCGGCAAGUUCAAGGUCAGGAUUCCGGCCGGGGUGAAACCGGAGACGGCGGCGCUGCUGGAGGGGAAGAAGAAGGGGAAGGGGAAGGGGAAGUCGGAAGUGGAGAGCGCGGCGGGAGAGAAGCGGGAGGAGGUCAAGAUCGUUCUCGCGUUCAGGCGGUACGUGUACGACGCGGAGAAGAAGAUGGUGCAGCCGAAGUAGAAUCGUCAUUCGUUUCCUUCGCGCGCCGGGGGAAAGUUUCGUAACGCGUUGAUAAUGGAAUUAGGGGAAAUUAGGGCAAUAACUUGUGUUUGUUGUGGUUAUUAAUUUUGAAAUAUAAAAAUUUUAUUGUUAGGGAAAUGUGCAUUUUGUGUUUGUAUACUUGCUCCCUCUACUCGUUAUAUAUAUAUACAUAUAUAGUUUAAGAUUUAGUUAUUAGAAAAAAGGUUAUUCAUAUAGAUGUGCUGCAUAAUUUUAAUAUUAAACCUGGAUUUAAUGUUUAUUUUGAGAUCUGUAAGGUUAGUAUCACGAGGUUCAGCCCUUGUCAAAAUGAAGUUGAAUUAAGGAUCAAACUAGAAAUUUUUACACGCUUUUAAGUGCUGCUUUUGUAUAAAUAAAAGUAUUCCAUUGUU
This is a messenger RNA of Priapulus caudatus, 2256 nucleotides long. Its product is annotated as selenocysteine-specific elongation factor-like. Bases 98 to 1846 code for a protein of 582 amino acids. NCBI's taxonomy places the organism in Eukaryota, Metazoa, Priapulida, Priapulimorpha, Priapulimorphida, Priapulidae. The record is from RefSeq and is a predicted model, not a curated record. Gene Ontology annotation, biological process: selenocysteine incorporation. The transcript has a single exon. Gene Ontology annotation, molecular function: translation elongation factor activity; GTP binding; GTPase activity.